This is a messenger RNA of Sinocyclocheilus grahami, 2301 nucleotides long. Its product is annotated as very-long-chain enoyl-CoA reductase-like. Bases 23 to 1048 code for a protein of 341 amino acids. The transcript has 12 exons. Gene Ontology annotation, molecular function: oxidoreductase activity, acting on the CH-CH group of donors. NCBI's taxonomy places the organism in Eukaryota, Metazoa, Chordata, Actinopteri, Cypriniformes, Cyprinidae. Gene Ontology annotation, biological process: very long-chain fatty acid biosynthetic process. The record is from RefSeq and is a predicted model, not a curated record.
CCUACAGCCCUCAGCAGGCAUCAUGCAAUGUGUGGAUUUAAGGAAUCUCUUUGCCGUAGCCCAAUUCAUAAAGGCCAGAUGUGACCAUGGCCUGAAAGCUGGGCUCACCGAGAAUAAGAAUUAUGUCUUUUUUGAGGUGGAGAUCCUGGACCUCAAGAGCAAGGCACAACUCUGCUACCUGGAUAAGGUGGAGCCCAACGCCACCAUUGCAGAGAUCAAGACAUUGUUGCACAAAAUUUACCCCAAGUUUUAUCCAUCAAGACAGGCACUGAAGCUGCAUCCAGAGGGAAAGGCCCUCAGUGAUGAUGAUGUGCUGGAGGAUCUACCGGUUGGCACGACCGCAACAAUGUUCUUCCAGGACCUCGGCCCACAGUUAGGCUGGACUAUGGUAUUUCUGGCAGAGUGUCUUGGGCCGCUUUUCAUUUACCUGCUGUUCUACUAUCGGCUUCCAUACAUCUACGGGCACGAGUAUGACUACACCCAAAGUCCAUUUAAAGUUGUCAAGCUGGCUUGUUGGUGCCACUCUCUUCAUUACAUUAAGAGGCUUGUGGAAACUAUUUUUAUCCAUCGCUUUUCUGACGGAACAUUACCUUUACGCACCAUCAUGCUGCUCUGUCUGUAUUACUGGGGAUUUGCAGCAUGGCAGGCAUAUUACAUCAACCAUCCUCUCUACACCCCACCAACUUAUGGGAGACUUCAGAUCUACUCUGCACUGGCAAUGUUUUUGGUCUGUGAGUUUGGAAAUUUCUCAGUUCAUCUGAUUUUGAAUCGAAUCAGCUGUAAUGGGUCCAGGCCUAAAGAGAUUCCUUAUCCCACAAAUAAUCCAUUCACUUGGCUCUUUUUCUUUGUGUCCUGCCCAAACUACACAUAUGAGGUGGGAUCAUGGAUCAGCUUCACAGCAAUGACACAAUGUGUUCCAGUGGGAGUUUUCGCAUUUUUGGGUUUUAUUCAGAUGACUAUAUGGGCUCGGGCAAAGCAUAAAACCUACACUGAGCAAUUCAAAGACUAUCCUGACCUGAGAACAGCCAUCAUUCCACUCUUCUUCUAGAUCGAUUGGAUGGAUGAUGAACCUACACACACUUUUCUCAUUGGAUGCGUCACCAAACAUCAUAUUAUAAGCAAGAAAAUAAGUGUUUCUCUGUCAGACCUUGUGAUUUAUUCAGACACAGUUAAGAUUGUGAUAGUGUCUGAAGUGUGAAAUGGUAAUUACUAUUAAUUACAUUAAUUAUGAAGAGAGUCUUACUGAGAAUAGAUUGAGGCUGUCCUGCAAGUUUGAGGAAGAUAAAAUAACAGAAACUUCUUGCAAAAAGGAGAGGGGGGGGGGGGGGUUUAAGGGAGGUGUAUUCUUUGGCAAACUUAAACAUUUGCUUGACAUCAAAGAGUGUAAGUUGAGUCCCAAAUGUGAAGGUCUGCAGACCACCAAGCAGAAAAAGUGUACAAUGUGAUUUUAUUGAUGUUGAUUGUUCAUUUUUGUAUUCCAUUAAAACAUUUUGCAGAACAUAUCAGUGUUUGUGUCAUAAAGAAAAUGUUACUGAAGAUUUUAUUUCCCAGAAAUAAGUGAUCGUCAGUUUCCAAAUGUCAGUAUUUUCAAGACAUGGUAAAACAAACUUAUAGAAUAGUGUUUUGUCAUUGAAAGCUGUAUUAUUGCAUAUUAAAACUAUUUGCUAAUGAAUACAUUUAAACCUUCCCCCAAAAAGCCACAUAUCCUUCCCGAUUGUCAUUGGCUACACCACGAGGUCAAGGUUUGCCUGGUUCGCAUGGUCAAGUUAGCCUGUUGUCAUAAUUACAUCAUCGUGUAUUCACCUUCACUCUAUGCAAAAAUAUCAAAAAAAAAAAAAACACCUGCAAGCCAAGCAUUAUACAACGUGAGCGCCAGCCAGCUGACCCUGAAAAAUAGUAACAAUAAAAAGUAACUUUGAUGGAAAAAUGCAGUGAUGCUGCAAAUUUGCAGAAGUUUCAGGUUCAGAUUGUAGAUUUCUAAUUAAUUUGAGUUUAUACUUUUGAUGUUUAAGCAGUACAAAAGUAAUGUAUUAAUGUGUUACAUUAGAAUUAAGCAUUUCAUUGCGUGUGCAUUCACAGGCACUGCUGUAACAGAUGUGCUUUGGUUCAACAUUUCAAAGAUUUGUACAGCAAAACCAGCAAAACUGCAAUUGCAAGAAAGAAAAACACUAAUAUUUACAAAUGUAUAAACAUAGUAAACACAUUUCAAAUUGCAUGGAAGUUUUGUAUGUGGAAACUGAAUAUUUUUUAAGUUUUAUACAAAUAUUUUUACUGUGCUGCAUCAAAUCACCAGUAAUAAAG